AUGUCAGCAGGAAGGGCGACCGCCCUUGUCGGUGCAGGGACGCAAGGUCGACGUCUGGCAUACAUGUGGUCAAGUCAGGGCCGGCCUGUUCAUCUCAUUGACGCCCAGGCGAAGCAGCUUUCUGAGAGUGUCAAAUACAUUGACCACCUCCGGUCUGCGUCCCAGCGUCCGAAUGCACGAUGGGGUGAAAUCAAGACUUUCAGCUCGGACUCGUUGCCCGCGGGACUUCGAGAUACGUGGUUGAUCGUUGAGUGCGUGCCAGAGAGACUGGAGCUCAAGCGACAAAUGAUCGCUCGGCUCGACGAGCUGGCGACACCUGACACCAUCAUUGCGUCCAACUCGAGCAGUUAUAGCAUAUCCGAGAUAAUUGAUGGCUUGAAAUUGUCUAACGACCGGCGGGUCCUCAGCGCUCAUUGCUACUGGCCUCCGGAGACCUCUGCAAUUGAACUCAUGGGUCAUGCAAAUACUGAUCCUGCAAUUAUCCCACUUCUUAUGGAGCAGUGUCGGGAGCAUGGAUUCAGUCCAUUCCAUGUGAAGAAAGAUUCCAUGGGCUACAUAUACAACAGGAUUUGGGCAGCAAUCAAGAGGGAAGCGUUGCUCACCGCAGCGGAGGGCGUGGCUACUCCAUCCGAGAUAGAUGCGAUUUUCAAGGACGUCUUAAAGACACCCAAAGGUCCCUUUGAGCAGAUGGAUGUCGUUGGUCUUGACGUUGUGCUCAACAUCGAGGAACACUAUGCAGAAAAGCGGAAAGACGUCCCUCCCGAGCCUCGAGAGUAUCUGCAGCGAUUCAUUAAUGAUGGUCUUCUGGGUGUCAAGAGUGGACGGGGCUUCUAUGACUAUGAAAAGUCGUGA
This is a messenger RNA of Cladophialophora bantiana CBS 173.52, 852 nucleotides long. RefSeq lists its product as uncharacterized. Gene Ontology annotation, biological process: fatty acid metabolic process. The record is from RefSeq and is a predicted model, not a curated record. The transcript is spliced from 6 exons. The coding region runs from base 1 to 852 and encodes 283 amino acids. NCBI's taxonomy places the organism in Eukaryota, Fungi, Ascomycota, Eurotiomycetes, Chaetothyriales, Herpotrichiellaceae. Gene Ontology annotation, molecular function: oxidoreductase activity, acting on the CH-OH group of donors, NAD or NADP as acceptor; NAD+ binding.